AGUCCCGUCUUCGUCGGCAGCAUCAGGACCAAAAAGAUCCCAGCAGCGAUGAGGAGGGGAGGGGGGAGAAAAAUAUGGUGCAUAUAAACACGCUGAUGGAAUCGAUAGAUCCGGGGUUCUUUGAAUCUAAUAUUUCAGGUUCGUCUCAAAUUUAGUCGCUUUAAUACAAGCCUGAGGCGUGUGUGUGUGUGCGUGUUGAUCACACAUACAGGUUUCUCGUGAUGACGACGCUGUAAACCUGCCCUCCGUUCCUCUUUUCGGGAAGGAUUCCUCCAGUCUGCAGAGAAUGAGAAUGAUGCUGACGGGCUUGUGUUGCGUAAAGGUCGCAGCUUGGUAGUGGGAUGCACAUCAGCGCUUGGCCGGGUUCGCUCUCCGUCGUUAUGGCAGCUUUGUACCAGGGCACGGACACCUCCUCCUCUCCCGACAAAUUCCUGGCCUUAAAAGACGUGAGGGAAGUGAAGGAGGAGACGACGCUUGACGAGAAGCUCUUCCUGCUGGCAUGCGAGAAAGGUGACUAUUACAUGGUGAAGAAGCUGCUGGAGGAGAACCGCCAUGGUGAGCUCAACAUCAACUGUGUGGACGUGCUUGGCCGGGACUCGGUGACGAUCGCCAUCGAGAAUGAAAACCUGGACAUCCUGCAGCUUUUGUUAGAGCAUGGCUGCCAGGCCACAGAUGCCUUGCUGGUGGCCAUAGACUCUGAGGUUGUGGGAGCUGUGGACAUCCUCCUCAAUCACAGACCAAGGCGGUCCUCAAAGCCCUCUAUUGCUAAACUGAUGCAGCGGAUCCAGAAUCCGGAGUACUCUACUACCAUGGACGUGGCUCCGGUCAUCUUGGCAGCGCACAGGAACAACUACGAGAUCCUCACCAUGCUCCUAAAACAAGACAUCUCUCUCCCUCGGCCUCAUGCUGUAGGCUGCGAGUGCAUGCUCUGCAACGCUAAAAACAAGAAGGACAGCUUAAGGCAUUCCAGAUUCCGUCUCGACAUCUACCGCUGCCUGGCGAGCCCCUCUCUCAUUAUGCUGACGGAGGAGGACCCCAUUCUACGAGCAUUUGAGCUCAGCGCAGACCUGAAGGAGCUCAGCCUUGUGGAGGUGGAGUUUAGGAAUGACUAUGAGGAACUAGCAAAGCAGUGCAAGAUGUUUGCCAAGGAUCUUCUGGCCCAGGCUCGAAACUCUAGAGAGCUCGAAGUGAUUCUUAAUCACACUUCCAGCGAGGAUCAAAUUGACAAGAGGGGCCUUUUGGAGGAGCGCAUGAACCUUAGCCGGCUUAAACUGGCCAUCAAGUACAACCAAAAAGAGUUUGUGGCUCAGUCCAACUGUCAGCAGUUUCUCAACACUGUCUGGUUUGGCGAGAUGGCCAGUUACAGACGCAAACACACCUGCCUUAAGAUGGGCACGGUGCUGAGUGUGGCGUUGCUCUGGCCGCUCCUCUCUGUCUGCUACCUGCUGGUACCCCGCUCUCGAGUUGGUCAGAUAAUUCACACGCCGUUCGUAAAGUUCAUCAUCCACAGUGCCUCCUACUUCUCCUUCCUGCUGCUGCUCAACCUUUACUCUAUGAUCUACAAUGGAGACAAAAAGAACCUAAUGGGCCCUCCGCUGGAGAUGAUCGAUUACCUGCUGAUCCUCUGGAUCAUAGGAAUGGUGUGGUCGGACGUGAAGCGCCUGUGGUACGAGGGGCUGGAAGACUUUCUGCAGGAGUCCAGGAACCAGCUGAGUUUUGUCAUGAAUUCUCUUUAUCUGGCAACCUUCACGCUUAAGAUAGUCGCUCAUAGCAAGUUCAAAGAGACACAGACAGAGAGGAAGAACUGGGACGCCUUCCAUCCCAUCCUGGUGGCUGAGGGCCUCUUUGCCUUCGCCAACGUUCUGAGUUACCUCCGACUCUUUUUCAUGUACACCACCAGCUCCAUUCUGGGGCCUCUGCAGAUCUCCAUGGGUCAGAUGCUACAAGAGUUUGGAAAGUUUCUGGGCCUCUUCCUGCUUGUAUUAUUCUCCUUCACCAUUGGGCUCACCCAGCUGUAUGGAAAAGACUACGUUAAAGACAGCAAGGACCAGAUUAAACCAAGCAAGGACUGCGAGGGCAUCUUCUGCCAGCAGCAGAGCAACGAUGCAUUUCACACGUUUAUGGGGACCUGUUACGCUCUGUUCUGGUACAUUUUCUCCUUAGCGCAUGUUGCGCUCUUUGUCACCCGCAUCAGCUACACAGAGGAGCUGCGCUCCUUCGUCGGCGCCAUGAUCAUAGGCACCUACAACAUUGUGGUGGUUAUUGUGCUGACCAAGCUGCUGGUGGCCAUGCUCCAUAAAAGUUUCAGACAAAUUGCUAACCAUGAGGAUAAGGAGUGGAAGUUUGCACGGGCUAAACUCUGGCUGAGUUACUUUGAUGACAAGUGUACCCUGCCCCCACCUCUUAAUAUCCUGACCUCUCCGAAGACCGUCUGCUACCUGGUGACCAGUCUCAGGAAAUGGAUCUGUUCUCACACCACAAAGGGCAAAGUGAAGAGACAGAAUAGCCUCAAGGAGUGGAAGAACCUGAAACAGAAGCGCGAUGAGAACUACCAGAAGAUCAUGUGUUGUCUGGUACACCGCUACCUGACUUCCACACGACAGAAGAUGCAGAGCAUGGAUCAGGCCACGGUGGAAAAUCUCAACGACCUUCGCCAAGAUCUGUCCAAGUUUCGCAACGAGAUGAGGGACCUGUUGGGAUUCCGGACAUCCAAAUACGCCAUGUUUUACCCAAGGAGCUAAGGCAAAGAAAGAAACAACAACAAAAAACUGACUACUUCCUCUUCCUUCUUUCCUCCUUAUUAAAAUCUGCUUCAUGUUUAUCUGGGAUCCCCCAAGCAUGUGCAAAAACUCUGCUCUUUAAAGUCACUGGGCUAAUUUUAAAACCUGGACCUUUGUUAGAGAACUAUGUAUUCACCAAAGACUCAGGCCUCCUAUUUAUUCAGCUGUGUAACCCUUAUCUUGUAAAUAAAAAAAGCCAUUCUUUUCAACAGAAAAUAAAGAUUAAU
Messenger RNA from Cyprinodon variegatus (sheepshead minnow), 3007 nucleotides. It is a transcript of the gene trpc1, whose product is annotated as transient receptor potential cation channel, subfamily C, member 1. Gene Ontology annotation, biological process: manganese ion transport; regulation of cytosolic calcium ion concentration; calcium ion transmembrane transport. Bases 342 to 2741 code for a protein of 799 amino acids. Gene Ontology annotation, cellular component: cation channel complex; membrane. The transcript has 13 exons. Gene Ontology annotation, molecular function: store-operated calcium channel activity; inositol 1,4,5 trisphosphate binding; protein binding. NCBI's taxonomy places the organism in Eukaryota, Metazoa, Chordata, Actinopteri, Cyprinodontiformes, Cyprinodontidae. The record is from RefSeq and is a predicted model, not a curated record.